GUAGGGGACCUCGGCAGCCGCGCGAGAUGACUUCACUCCAUGCGUUCGGCAUCGCGCAAGCCCCAGCACGACCCCUUCAACACCAACUCAUGUUCUGGGACCGACUUCGCUGUUGACUUACCCACGGACGGGUGCGACUGCGAAGAUGAUCAAAGAAGCGACGCAGAAUGCUGCCGAGGUGCUGUCGCAGCCCACCAAGUGGCUGGGCAUGUACUCUGACUUCAUCACUAAGAACAGCAGCGCUGUAACACAGAUCGAAUCGGCGCUGCGAUCAUUAACAUACAUUAUCCCUGGACGCUACAGAGAAUCAGAGAUAGCUUCCGAAUCACUACACUGCGGCGUACAAUGCCUUUCGUUAUAUCAUGACACUCUUCUCGCAAAGGCAAUGGCGCAAAUGCCUGGGACGCGUCGACAUGUGCUCACCCCACACCACCGCUACACUAAGUUCUGGACUGAGAAGUCGCCGACAUACAAGCGCAUCGCUACGGUACUCCAGAUGAUCCAAUAUACCGAGUUGCUGUGGGAGAUGGCGGCGAAGAGGAAGGGCGAGAAGAUGCGAUGGCGUGUGGUCGUGCUCCUAGAGAUCAUCAAGGCAGUCUGCCGCUUGCUUCUGCUACGGCUGACAAACUCGAGGCCGCUACUAUCUCCACCAUUGCCGCAAAGAGAGAUUGAUCCCAGUUCACUCGAGGACUCAUCAGCGUCUGCCGAUGGCAUGGAUACCCCACCAAGCGAGCGCUCGGUGGAAGCAGAGAAUUGGACGAUGCCUAGGACGGGCCUCUCAAUGCCCAGUCUCCCUGAUACAUCAGACAUAUCAAGCUACCUCCUGUCCAAGGUCCUUACUGCCGACGAUAUCAAGCCACCAAAGGCUCUGCUCCAUCGUGUCAGUGGCAAGGGCGAGCUGGCAGAGGCGCUGUACAUCCUGCGGCCAGUUGCAUAUGCGUUAGCCAUGCAGCACUUCAGCGGCGACAGGAAGAGCUGGCGACCAUGGCUAAUCGGAGUGAGCAUCGAGUAUGGCGCCAGACAACUUGCGAAGAAAGACUUCCAGGAACGUCUUGCUGGUGGUCUACGGGGUCUGACUGGACUCGAGAGGGAUGAGCUGAAGAAGCGUGCUUGGGCGCUCGGCUGGUGGACAAUGCGCGGUGCAUUUUAUGAAAACAUCACGAAAUCCUGGAUACACGCGAUCACUCGGAAACUGAAGAGCAAGCCCCUGCUUGACAUCGCUGGCGGUGUUAUUGAGGACUACGAGUUUUUGUGGGACCAAUACUACUUUUCAACAACAACCUUGUAACAACACAGCUCCGUUUUGUUUUGACUAGCACGAAGAACUUCUUAGAUACCAGCUACUUUGCAUGCUUUGACACUCUAAUGACACGACUUACAAGCUGA
Molecule: messenger RNA, 1386 nt
Organism: Boeremia exigua
Lineage: Eukaryota; Fungi; Ascomycota; Dothideomycetes; Pleosporales; Didymellaceae
Product: peroxisomal membrane protein pex16
Exons: 4
Coding region: 146-1288 (380 amino acids)
Biological process (GO): peroxisome organization
Cellular component (GO): peroxisomal membrane
Source: RefSeq, a predicted model, not a curated record